Stylophora pistillata is the source of this 3310-nucleotide messenger RNA. RefSeq lists its product as uncharacterized. The record is from RefSeq and is a predicted model, not a curated record. Lineage: Eukaryota; Metazoa; Cnidaria; Anthozoa; Scleractinia; Pocilloporidae. Gene Ontology annotation, molecular function: protein binding.
CUGUUGAAUCAGCUAUGUAGACUGUUUUUAUGCGAUGAACUCUGCGCCGUUUCUUAAGAGCAAGGCUUUUAAGGAAAGAGAAGAAACUGCAAGAGAAAAGCUACGGCAAGCUGCCAAGCGAGAUCUACUCGCAGAUCUAUCCAGGUUGUUUGGAGACACAUCCUUUAGUGAUGUCACAUUUAUGAUAAAUGAUGUUGAAUUUCAAGCCCAUGCAGUUGUUCUCAGAGCAAGAGCUCCAAUUUUCUGUCAACAUUUUCUUCCAAGAUAUGCCUCCCCAGUUUCUGUCCAAACAUACAUCCAAAUAAAUGGAAUAGAGGCCAGUGAGUUUGAGAAAUUUUUAAGGUCUGCUUAUACACAAGAUGAUUUUAAAGAUUACAAUGGAUCAAGCCACCCUUGGAGAAAAGAAAACAUAUCAAGUGUAGUAGAUGGAAUUGACCAUGUUGUUGAAAGUGAACUUAAAGAGGACAGUUACAGUUGUAAAAUAUUUGAAAAUGAUACUGGUAGAAUUCAUGACAAGCUUCAAAAAAAUGCCCAGUCAGAGGUCUGCGCAGGGAAGGAAAGUACUGUGCAAGCACCAAUGGAGCCAGAGGAAUUUUUUGGCAGUGAUGCUACUUGCACUCAGUCGUAUUGUAACAUGAAUGGUAAUAGGUCAGGAACUGUUGGUGACAGCAAUGUAAUGGGAAGUUCUGAAAGAGAAGAUCCUAGUCAACCUACAGAUAAUGAUUAUCAGUCCGACUCCAAACUGCCACAAGCAAGUUGUAUGAGUAAUGAUGGAGGAAUUGAUUCACAUCUUAAGUUAUGUGACUAUUUUACUGUUGACUGUGGUGACAUGCCAGAGACUGAUGCAUUAGAUGUAAAUCAGCAGCAACACAAUUUGGAAGCAAAUCUUCAUAGUAGUGAUUCAGUUGAUGGCCCUGGUAAUGUGGUUGAAGAGGAAAAUGUAGAAUCAAACUGCCUUGCAAAUGGAUUGGGAUGUGACUCGCAUGUUACACACUCAAGCUGUCUCUUUAAGAACCAGGUUGCUGAAGUCAAGACAACAAUUGAAACAAAUUAUGGAGUGACUUCAGCUGGUGGCAGGAUUUUGGAGAAUAGUUUCAAAACAAAGCGAGAUCUUGCUCCACCAGUGAAUGAACCAUCAGUAGAUGAAUUAAAGAGCUGCAGUUGUACUCUUGGCCAAGAUUUACUUCAGUUGUUGAUGAGUGAAGUUGGAUCUGAUGUUGUCUUUGUAGUCAAUGGAAGCAAAGUUAAAGCUCACAAAGCUAUUCUAUGUGCACGAUCUAAUUACUUCUCAGCCAUGCUGUAUGGUGACUGGAUUGAAGGGAAAACUAAUGAGAUUCCUCUGAUUGGUGUGAAUUACAAUGGUUUCAUGGCUGUCCUGAAGUAUAUUUAUGGAGGAACAGCUCACUUGACGGGUGAUUUUGCACUCAUAUGUGAUGCACUUCCUCUUGUGGACAUGUAUGGGCUGGAAGGACUUAGAGAAAUCAUUAAUUGUACUUUAAAAAUAGACAAGUGUCAUAUGUUUCACAAGCCUUGUGCAGAAUGUCUGACUGGUGUUCCUGAGUGCUUGGAAGUAUCAGAGUUGUUUAGUCUUACUGAACUCAAGAAAUCUUGCAUCAAGUGGAUGGCAAAACACUUUGAUCGUACUAUGGGUACUAAGGGAUUCGCUGCACUUCCCAAGCCACUCCAGGAAGAAAUUUUGGCUGAAAUCCAGAGAAGCUUUGUCGUAGCAUCAGGCAUAGAAGUCUUGAAUCAGUGUGACAAACUGUCUUCAUGUACACCACUGGUCAAGUGGACUGAGCCUGUUCACAUGGCUGUUUCUGCUGUCCAAGAAUCUUGUCUGUUGUUUUUGACUCGGAACUUUUUCUCUUUAAUUGAUGAAAGGAGCUUUCAUGAAAUUUUAAAGGGAGUAGGUUGGUCAGUGCCUGUUUUGGAAAAAAUUCUUUUUGCAAUCAAGAGGAACCUAACUAUUGAAAAUUGCUGCGACCAACUGAGGGCCAUUCUCAAGCUACAAAGGGUUCUCAAAGUGAAGGCACUGGAGGAGGAUGAGGAAUGCUAUCCAGAGGAAGUAGCUGAUCUUGUGAUAAAUUUACACAAUGACUGCGUCAAGUUUAUCAAAUCCAACCUUUUUAAAGUCACCCGAUCAGAAGGAUGGAAGAAAUUAAAGCUUACUACCAAACGGGAGGUAAAGGAAGGUGCGGUUUUUAGUGGUCUGUUUGAUUCAGGUGAAAAUCUUAGUGGAACAAGGAGAAGCGCACUGAGUUCUUUACAAACGUCCGCUAGGCCAUCAACUAUGAGAGCUUUUCAACGAGUUGCAACUGAAUCUUUGGCGAGAGGACAAGGGAGAGGGAACUCUGUUUCGGACAGGAGCUCUCAGCGUAGUCACCGUAGUAGGCCCACGUCAGGUAGGAGCUCCCAAAACAGUAUUGGACUUGCGCCUACGAAUAUGCGGCCUUCCUCAGGACGGUCCACGACUGUUAAGAAUAGUGUCAAAUCAGUCCGUGGAAAAAUAUCUUCCGCGACGAGCAGUGAUUCUGGAAAGAGACCUUCGUCAUCUCGGGCUUCAAUGCCCGUGGAGAGCUCAGGAAUUUCUUCUUCGUUGACAAGAAACUAUGAUGGAAACUUGCUAACUAACUCACGAUCUACUCAAAAUUCUUCAGCAUCAGGCCAUAGGGGAACACCAUCAAAGACCUCUUCUGCUCAAAGCUCUCAUCAACACACUGCAACAUCUGGUAACAGUACGAGGUCUUUACGGAAUCAAAAUAGUUCCAACGCGAGGCUCUCGUCUGCUAAAAAAAAAUCUGGCGCUAUAAGAAAGGUCCCAUUAGUUUCCAGGCCGCCUGUAUUGAAAGGCACUAACCGAGAUAUUAACAGUACCUCAUCAAAGCGAAUCGUAAGAGACAAGCCCCUUUCUGCACAGGGCUGUGUGGCACAAACUAAAAAGGUAAAAAAAAACUCAAAGAAGGUUUCGGAAAACGCUAAGGCGAAUAAACUGUCUAAAAAAAAAAAAGGGAUGAGUUCAAGAAAGAGUCAAGACCUAACAAAUGGAUCAGAGGCUAGCAAUGAACCGAGACUAAGAGAAAGUGUCCAAGCGACAGAGGAUGGAAUUAGUAGAACGAGAAAAAUAGAGGAAUUCUCAGACAACAAUAAAGACAAUGGUGUUUCACAUAAGGGAUCACAAGGUGGUGCCCAGUCAAAGAGUUCAGAGGAGCAGAAGCAGUGUGCUACGUCAACAGGGGAGUGGACUCCAGAAAACAGGGAGGAAGGUUCAUCACUCUUCAAUGAAGCAGCUUGUGAGAACGUUUCCCAGUAA